Molecule: messenger RNA, 2496 nt
Organism: Peniophora sp. CBMAI 1063
Lineage: Eukaryota; Fungi; Basidiomycota; Agaricomycetes; Russulales; Peniophoraceae
Source: the annotation of a GenBank genome assembly
AUGGCAGGUCGGGGCUCUGGGUACUACACGACCCAGCCUCGCCCGGAAAUGUUCCAAUCUCAGUCCUCGCAACUCCCGCCACCCAGCCAGCUCCACCAGCUCGCCUCCAGCUCCUCCUUCCAGCGCGAGAAUCAGCUGGCUCCCAUCUCGUCCUCUAACCGCUUCCCGCCCGCGAGCUACCACCCGAGCCUAUCUUCCCAGGGUCUCCCGCCCAUCGCAUCCUCCUCAUCGGCCUCGUCCUCCGCCCAGCCUUGGCAGACACACCGGACAUCCUCGUCUCGUGACGACCGCUAUCCCUCGCCCUCCGAUCGCGACAUGCCUCUCGCGCCUUCCACUCCCGCGCCCCAGCCACCACAACCAGAACGGCGCGACAGCCAGACAGAAAAGGGUGGCAAUGGCGAAGAGAACCUGCCCUCGACGUCGGAUUUUGUCAAGAAACUCUACAAGAUGCUCGAGGACCAGUCCUUCCAGCACGUCGUCUCAUGGGGCCCUCACGGCGACUGCUUCGUCGUAAAGGACAUGAACGAGUUUACGAAGAGCAUCCUCCCCCGGAUGUUCAAGCACUCAAACUUCGCCUCCUUCGUUCGUCAACUAAAUAAGUACGACUUCCACAAAGUUAAGAACACGGACGACAACGCUUUUGGUGAACAUAGUUGGACGUUCCGCCAUCCCGAUUUCCACGCCGACCGCCGUGAUGCGCUAGAAAACAUCAAGCGCAAAGUCCCCGCCGCACGCAAGUCCGGUCGCGGCUCCACCGCAGCGGUCAACGCCCGCGGUUCGACGCCCCCACCAUCGGGUAGCGGCGAGGGCCUGCAAGCGCAAGUUGAGCGCCUCCUGGCGAUGCAGGACGAAAUGGCGUCCCACAUCCGCACGCUCGAGGCCAACUACCAGGGCGUGGUCAACCAGAUGAUCAUCUUCCAGCAAGAUAUGGCCCGCCAAGACCACAUCAGCAAGAUGCUCAUCACCUGCUACGUGAACCAGAAUAACGGCGGAGACAACGCCGCGAAGACGCCGGGUCAGGACGGCGCAGAGGCGCCGCCCCAGUUCGACGCCGCCGAAGCGCAGGCGGCGUUCCUCGCGCGCGGGGCUGGACAGCUGCCCAUGGUUGCGCCCGACGCAGACGUAGCCCGCGCAAGCUUCUUACAGAUGAACGAGAUCUCACGACGGGCUGCUGCCGAGGGCCUAAGCUUCGCCCCCGACGCGCAGCCCGAAGCCAGUGGGAGCGGUCAAGCCCAGCAACAAGCUCAAGCGGCGCAAGCUCAAGCUCAGCAGCAGCAAGCGCAACAACAGCAACAGCAAGCGCAGCAGCAAGCUCAGCGCAGUCAACAGCAGCAGCAGCAGCAGCAGCAAAAUCAAGAGUCUCGUCCGCCACCACCGCCUCGGCCACCGUCGAGUGCUAGAGACAUCUACGCUACAGCCGCUUCUCUCCUUGCACCUCAGCCGAGUGACCUUCCCGAGCGCCCGCUUUCACGCCAGGAGACGCUUGAGCGCUUACAGGAGCUACACGCCAAUGCGACGCGGGAGGGCGCUGCGAAUGGGUCAGAGACGUUCGUGCUCCCCGGUCCUACCGCUGGUCUCGAUCCCGGCGUAUCCGGGCUCGAUCUCGCGCACUACGGCGCGAACAUGCACGAGGGGCUACAAGUCUACACGCUCGGCCAGCUACUUCCUCGCUCAGCUGACGACUCCGGCGCCGACUGGGCGUUCGACCCCACCACUCUCCCGCUCACGAACCUUGGCGCGGACCUCUUCGGUGGAGGAUUCGAGAACGCGCCGAUACAGGGGCAGUGGCAGAGCGCGGUGCCGCCUCCUAGACCGCAGAGCAGCCAGAGCCUGCGUGUGCGCAGGAGCACGUAUGUGCCGGGAUGGAGUGUGCCGCCGAGGGUGUUGCUCGUCGAGGACGACGUGGUCAGCAGGAGGAUCAGCGGGAAGUUCUUGCAGGUGUUUGGAGUGUCGUUCGAUAUCGCGGUCGAUGGGCUCGACGCGAUUCAGAGGUUGAACCUGAACAAGUACGAUUUGGUGCUCAUGGAUAUUGUGAUGCCCAAAUUGGACGGUGUGACGGCUACGAGCAUCAUCCGACAGAGCGACCGCGACACUCCCAUCAUCAGUAUGACGUCCAACAGCAAACCCCACGACCUCCUCAUGUACCACAACUCCGGCAUGACCGCCCACUUGCCCAAACCGUUCACCAAGACCGGCCUACUCUCCGUCCUGGAGAAGUACAUCAUGAACUUCCAGGAGAUGCGCCAGCUUGGCGCACCGGGGUUGCCGCCUGCACUCGGUCCCGCUGCUACGAUUGAGGAGCAAGAUGAUGGAGAGACCGUUCCGGGGAGUGGGCAGUUGGCAGGGACGAGCGCGCAGGCGGGCUAUGACGGCGCGAGCGGGAUGAACGGCGAGGCCGUCGGAUAUAUGAGCGGUGGAAUGACGGGGGAGAAACGCGCGAGGGAAGAUGACAUCGAGCGGGACAGCAAACGCGGGAGGUUCGAGAUCGUCGAAUAA